CUUGACAGAGCGACUAAAGUGCCAGGGGGGCGUGCUGCGCUGAUUCAGCUUGAUGAUAUCGUUGUGAUUUUGACACAGACAGUGCUUGUAUUUUCCGAGCUAGAGUCGCUGGUCAGCCCGCUCUCGAAACAAGUCAAAACGUCUUACUUAGCACGCCUAACGUGGACGAAGGUACAACUUGGUGUCGAGCGCCUUGUAAACCAAUUGCAGAGACACAAGACGUCGUUGACGCUCCUCCUGCAGAUAAUUCAGUGCGAUUCGGACCUUCAGGCGGGAGAGGCUGCCGGUAACCUGCGGCGGCACAUCGAGCAAGAAGUAGAGCUGGAUUCGGAGCUAUCCCGACGACUAGAAAACCUCCAACUACCGCCAGAUGUUAUUGAACUUGAACACCUGGGCGAUCGAAAUAUGGAGUCUGCUAAGAGCUGCCAGAGAUUGAGAGAGUCAGAUUCCAGACCUGCAAGAAUAAUCAAUAUGGCGUCGCCCAUCCAAGAAGCCAUAAGCAAUAAUCUUGAAUGCGACAAUUUAGAGCCUUCACACAAAGCCUUGACUGUGGAAGAAUCCUUUGAUCUAGUUUUAGCCUCUACCAGAGUCUAUAGCAGAGUGGACGAUCGAGAGGUAGACGCUGUCUCAUCAGUAUCGACUACUAGAUCCCGGGCCUGGUCCAUCUCUUCCGGGUUGAGCCUUACCGAGAUAUCCGUCAUUUCAGUCAUCAAACUGCCCUUAUAUGAGCCUGAAUUGAUCCGAUUUCGCCGACUAGCAUCGCCAUUGCCUCCUUCCAACUCCAGCAGCGCCGGCAUACCAGAUACUCUAAGGAGAUUGCGCAAGGAGUUGGCAGACUUUGACCGUGAUCCACCUAGCUCGUGUUCUGCUAGUCCGAUUGGAGACGAUAUGUACCAUUGGUCGGGAACGAUUAUGGGUCCGUCCGAUACACCAUACGUCGGAGGGGUAUUCUUUCUGGCUAUUCACUUUCCUACCGAAUAUCCCUUCAAACCUGUUAGGGUCAAUUUCACUACCCGAGUUUACCACCCCAAUAUUAAUAUAAACGGGUCGAUUUCGUUAAACAUUUUAGCAGACCAAUGGACUCCUGCGUAUACGACUUCAAAAGUACUAAAAUUAGCAGUUUUGCUUUCGAUAUGCUGGCUUUUGGAGAAUCCAAAUUUCGACGAGCCUCUGGUGCCAGAAAUAGCCCACGUCUAUAAGACUGAUCCAGCACGUUAUGAAGCAACGGCGCGUGAGUGGACGAGAAAGUACGCCAUAUAAAACGGUAAUAGAGCAAGGAACAAAGUAGAGGCUGUUGUGUUCAAGGCCAAUCGUUUAAGAUAAUGACGUUUUUGUUUUAGGGAGACAUUGUUGGCAAGUCUAUCAUUCUUGAAGUUUAUUUUAGUGCGACGUCUAGGGCGCUCGCGCCUAGUAUUACUGUCAAGGCGUAGGCGGUUGUAGGUUGAGAUAAGGUAGUGGUUGGGAUUUGAGAAGGUGUUCAAGAGAAGUGAUAUAGGAGAAGAGUUGGAUUUUGG
Messenger RNA from Hyaloscypha bicolor E, 1514 nucleotides. RefSeq lists its product as uncharacterized. The transcript is spliced from 5 exons. NCBI's taxonomy places the organism in Eukaryota, Fungi, Ascomycota, Leotiomycetes, Helotiales, Hyaloscyphaceae. Gene Ontology annotation, cellular component: nucleus. The record is from RefSeq and is a predicted model, not a curated record. The coding region runs from base 406 to 1260 and encodes 284 amino acids. Gene Ontology annotation, biological process: ubiquitin-dependent protein catabolic process; protein polyubiquitination. Gene Ontology annotation, molecular function: ubiquitin conjugating enzyme activity.